AGCGCGUGUGUUGCUCGCGCGUGGGGGUUGAAGCGAAGACGCGUGAGCGAAGCGACCAGCUAGAAUUCCGCUCAGCUAGAGAGGAAGGACUUGCCACUCGGUAAUGGACGCCAAUAAAGGUAAAGGGGAACAAGGGAUGCAAAAUCCAGCUGGGCAGGCGGACAGACCUCCCAACUAUCACUUCUUGGAAAGCAUGCUCCCUAAGGUAGUGAAGAGGCGAGUGCAUGCCUUGAAACGGCUACAGGUGCAGUGUGCCAACAUAGAGGCUAAAUUCUACGAGGAAGUCCAUGAGCUAGAGAGGAAGUAUGCUGCCCUCUAUCAGCCACUGUUUGACAAGAGACGAGAAAUUGUCACAGGAACAGUGGAACCCACAGACGAAGACUGUGAGUGGCAUAGUGACAGAGAGGAAGAGGAGGAGCUAGCUGAGGAAGUAAAGGAAAAAGCUGCUAUUGAGGAUGCAAAGAAAGAGGAAGCCACACCUGAGGAAGACCCAAAAGGCAUCCCCGAGUUCUGGCUCACCAUAUUCAAGAGUGUGGACAUGCUCAGUGACAUGCUACAGGAACAUGAUGAGCCCAUCCUAAAGCACCUGAAAGAUAUUCAAGUCAAAUUUUCUGAGCCAGGACAACCAAUGAGUUUCACAUUAGAGUUCCACUUUGAGCCCAAUGGCUACUUCAACAACGCAGUCCUCACUAAAGUCUACAAGAUGAAGUCAGAGCCUGAUGCCUCAGACCCUUUCUCAUUUGAGGGGCCAGAGAUCAUUGACUGUGAAGGCUGUCAGAUAGACUGGCACAAGGGGAAGGAUGUGACUGUGAAAACUAUUAAGAAGAAGCAGAAGCAUAAAGGCCGUGGCACUGUCCGCACUGUUACCAAACAGGUCCCCAACGACUCUUUCUUCAACUUCUUUAACCCCAUCAAAGCUUCACCAGACGGAGAAAUGGAUGAAGACUCUGAGUUCACCCUAGCCACAGACUUUGAGAUUGGUCAUUUCUUCCGUGAGAGAAUAGUUCCCAGAGCAGUGCUGUACUUCACUGGAGAGGCCCUGGAAGAUGACGAGAGCUUUGAAGAGGAGGAGCUGGAAGAGGGAGAAGAUGAGGAGCAAGAGGAGGAGGGUGAUGAUGACGAUGAUGAGGGAGACUUUGACCCCAAGAAAGAACAGCCCCAGCCUGCCGAAUGCAAACAGCAGUAACCGUGGUGAUCAGGGGAGGUGGAGACCUGCUGUCUGUCAAAUCAGUUCUCAGCCAAUCAGCAAGUCCUCCUACUCUUGCAGGCUCCGCCCUUUUAUGAACUUUCAUCUGAACGCAAUAGAACGCAAACCAAACUGCGUUUUUACUAUGUGCAUGACUUAUUUUUCUUUUGUCUUGCGCCCAUCUCACCCCUUUUUAUUUGGCUUCACUCAGACGUAAAGCGGGAGGUGACUUGACUAAUUAAACUACCAUGGCAUCGCAUAGAGACAGUCUUCUUCUUUGGUAAGGUGGAGUAGGUUACUACUGCCAAGAACCUCAGAACAUCAUCACAAGGAAAAAAAGAUAGGAAAGGAACGGAUCCCCAACUUUAGUUUUCACGGAAAUAAAUCAGUUACUCAGGGUUUUUUAAUGCCAACAAGAGAAGUGCUAGUUUACCAGGAAACUGUUGAACAAGUCUGACUUAAUCUUUCACUGGGGUCGCUGAAGCGUUUUUUUUCUUUUGUUAAUGGUGUUUUUUAAGAGACAUACAGUGUAUCAUUUUGAAUUUAAUUUACUUUUUUAAAUGUUCAUUGUCAUGUCAUUGGACUAUUUAUUCUGGUGUCAUGCAGCUGUAUGAAGUGGUGCAUUUUGGGAACUCUUAAGGCCCAGCCACAGUUAAAGGCUCAUUCUCAUUGGCUCAAAUCUUAUUUGGGCUUAGCAGGUCAACAAAACGUGAAUACUGCCAAGUCAUGUAGUUUUUUUUUUUUUUUAAUUAUUAUUAUAUUAUUAUUGAAAUGAAUUUCAAACAUUGACGAAUGGCGUUCUGCAUUAAUACUGCUCACUUCUGCCCAGUCUAAUGGGCUUAACAAGCAUUUAAACUGAGCACUUGAGUGGACGCGUAACACUAUUUAACAUCAUGUGACAGGCAUUAGUUAUACCUCAACACUGUCAUACAUAUAUAAAGCUCUUCCCUGUUACCCCAUCACCCCUGAAAUGCUCUUUUGAACUUGAACAAGGAUAAUAAAAGUUCAACAAAACAUUUCAAAAGUAGAUUUUUUUUUCCACAUAGGUUGAUCUCAGCUUGUUGGAUUUUCCCCAGCCCAAACAUUACAUCUAGUCUGGUGAAUAUUUCCCUCGAAGACAACACAUUUAAGCAGACAUAGUGGCUGACCCACAACCUUUUUAUGGUUGUUAUCACGUCUGGUAUGUAUCUAGUUCUUAUUUAAAGUCAGUGAUGGGACAGGGUGCAGGAUAUUUGGAUCACAUGUAAAUUCUGUUGCCAAGAAGCCAAAAUGAAAGACAAAACACACCGUCCUCUUUUAUUCAAUUGUUUGCCAAUUGUCAUUAACACAGUGUAAUCUAAUCCAGCAUUUAAAGUUGUUUAAGAAUAUAUAAAUAUUUCUGUUAUUGUCUGAUUCAGUAGAAUGUCUGUGGAAAACAAAUAGAAGAGGUUGCCAAUGUAUUUUAUACACUGCACUUGUUUUUUCGGCCGUUGGAUCGGACACCGUUGCCUGGUGACUGGUUGGCGAUGGCGGUUGCAGUGAAAAUAUGACCACCCCUUCUCUCUUUUUAAAAAGAACGAUUGUAGAUCUCGGACAGAUCUCUCAGAGCCACGGUUGACAUCUUCAAAUCGACCACAUUGGACCGUGUGCUAGCAAUGGCCUUAACUGGUUCUUAUUCACAAUUUGUUACUUGCGCAAUAUUUCUUUUCAAUUUGUACAGAGUUAGUUAAAAUAUUCUAUUAAAGUUGUGCGACAUGGAAAUGUG
This is a messenger RNA of Epinephelus fuscoguttatus (brown-marbled grouper), 2930 nucleotides long. RefSeq names its product nucleosome assembly protein 1-like 4a (gene nap1l4a). Gene Ontology annotation, molecular function: chromatin binding; histone binding. Gene Ontology annotation, biological process: nucleosome assembly. Gene Ontology annotation, cellular component: chromatin; nucleus. The coding region runs from base 104 to 1186 and encodes 360 amino acids. NCBI's taxonomy places the organism in Eukaryota, Metazoa, Chordata, Actinopteri, Perciformes, Serranidae. The record is from RefSeq and is a predicted model, not a curated record. The transcript has 14 exons.